AUGAUGGAGCAGAUCGUGAAGAGGAAGAAGAAAGGAAGGCCGCCGAAAGCAGAUCGAGGCACUCGAGAUCCGCCUCCGCCGCCUCCGCCGCCGCCGCAGCAGAAGCAGCAGCCGGAGAACGACCUCCGGCGCAGCCUUCGCCGCCGGAAUGUGAAGUACGUCUUCGACCUCGACGAUUACUUCGACGACGACGACCUAUUCACCGACGACGAGAACCGGAGCCGGAGGGAGAAGAAGCUGGAGCAACUGCUCAAGCUCCAGGCCGGGAGCGAGUCCGAAUCUACCGCUCCGCAGAGGAGCCGCUUCCGGCGCGUGUACCACGCGCCCGCCGCGUCAGUAUCCUCCUCGGAGGACGACGACGGCGACAAACCCUCCAAAAAACGGAGAAUUAACGGAUACCUGGACCGGGAUUCAGAUGAUGAUGAUAACGAUUACCCUAAUGAGGAAGAUAAUUACAAUGAGGAAGAGGAAGAAGAAGAAGAGGUGAAGAUUAGAGCAAGAAAGCCGGAUUUCCAAGCAGAGGAGUCACCUCCAGGGACACCAGCCGAGAGACCAUCUGGGCUCCCGCUGCCUGAUAAGAGGGCCUUGGAGUUAAUUUUGGACAAGCUUCAGAAGAAGGAUAUUUAUGGCGUUUAUGCAGAACCGGUUGAUCCUGAAGAACUUCCGGAUUAUCAUGAUAUAAUAGAGCAUCCAAUGGACUUCACUACCGUGAGGAACAAGCUGGGAAAUGGAUCAUAUGCAACCUUUGAACAAUUUGAGAGAGAUGUUUUUCUCAUUUGCUCAAACGCAAUGCAAUACAAUGCACCGGAUACCGUAUACUACAAACAUGCACGCACCAUCCAAGAGCUGGCGAAAAGGAAAUUCGAAAAGCUAAAAUUAAAGAUGGAGUGCAUGGAAAAAAAUGAUUUUAAACCCGAACAGAAGUCGAGACCUGCCUCUACUUUGAAGAAGCAGAUUAAAAGUCCUAUUGGUCGACAAAUGGUGCAAGAACCCGUGGGCUCUGAUUUCUCCUCUGGGGCCACUCUCGCAACUGCUGGUGAUGAUCAUACUGUCUCAAAUGCACUUCAACAACCUGAUAUUGUUGAUGGGCCUGCCGAGGAUAAUUCAUUUGGCAACGAUAGCAAUUUGGACAAGAUGGAAGAAUCUUUGCCAGGAAAGGGUCAAUCGUCUCGAAUUGGUAGAAAACCUUCUUUAGUUGACGAAAACCGGCGCGCAACAUAUGCCAUCUCUCUAUCUGAAGUAGUGGUCAGCCCAGACUCGAUUUUCUCGACUUUUGAUGGCGAAACCAAGCAUUUGGUUCCUGUAGGGCUGUACGCAGAUCAUUCAUACGCGAGGAGCCUGGCCCAUUUUGCGGCGACCCUGGGGUCUGUUGCCUGGAGAGUUGCUUCAAAGAGGAUUGAAGAGGCUCUGCCCCAAGGGUGCAAGUUCGGCAAGGGUUGGGUCGGAGAGUACGAGCCACUUCCAACUCCCGUGUUAAUGCUCAAAAAUCGCCCAAUAAAAGAACCGCCUUAUUUUGCCAAAGUGCAACCCACUGCACAUCCUAAGACGUUAGAAAAUACGCCUACUAAUUUGAUCUCAGAAAGCCAAGCCACAUUGCCAUGUUUUAACCCUCCCGUGAGCAAAACACGAGCUCCUGUCAUAACUGUUCCAACUGUGGGGAAUAAUAUUCCGGAGAAGAAAGCGCCUUUCUUCCUAUCUCCCGGGGCCCGUUUGAAUUGUCUUCACAAUCAAAGUUUCCAAUCAAGGGAUUUUUCCGAAACCAAUAAUAAUUCCUUCCCGAGGCACAUUGAGUCUAACGGUGUUCCUUCAGUACAUAAGAAUUCAGCUGACCUCGUCGGCAGCAGACAGAUUCCCAGAACUUCAGAAGCAGAAGCUUCCAGAUCUCCUCGAAACAAAAGCUUCCCUCCACCCGAACCUUUUAUAAAGAAGCCAGACGCCAGUGGGCCCGCUUUCCAAAGAGUACCCGACGGGAAAAUAGCUAACAAUUACCCUGAUUUGGGUCGAUCCGUGAGCUAUUAUCCUCACCAUGAACCGGGCCCGGGCCUAAGCGACCCGGUCCAACAAAUGAGACAGCUGUCUGAAAAGGCUCGCCAAAACCAGCACAAGCUUCCAAACCAAUCCUCCCCCAAUGCUCCUCAAAUGUUGUCCCCGUCCCUGAAGUUCACAGGUAACGACCCGAACAAUGCUGCCUUAUCUGCUGCACGUGCGUGGAUGUCCAUGGGGUCUGGAGGGUUCAGACCAACUGCUGAGAACUUGAACAAGAUACAUUCAGGCUCGCUUAAUAACUCCACCCGUGAAAUGCAUUCUCAGGCAUGGAGACUCCAGGGGGAGUUUCAUGCUCCUCCCAGGCUGCUGCAACAGCAACACACACAGGAGAAGAAUAUUUCGAAUAUUUCGCCCGUUUAUGGUUUUGUAGGGCAAGGGCAGAUGCCGGUUAUGGUGGGAGGCAAUCAGAUGGUGCAGCUUCAGAAUCAGCGUUUGGUUUUCCCACAGCUGGCAGGUUCUGAUUUGAUGAUGCACCCGCCUGCAUGGCGGGGUAUCAGCCACCAAAUGGAGCUGAGGCAGAAGCAGGACAAUUUUCCUCCGGAUUUGAAUAUUGGGUUUCAGUCAUCGGGGUCGCCUGUGCAGCCAUCGUCGGGGGUGCUACUUGAUUCUCAGCAGCCGGAUUUGGCUCUUCAGCUAUGA
This is a messenger RNA of Striga hermonthica, 2685 nucleotides long. Lineage: Eukaryota; Viridiplantae; Streptophyta; Magnoliopsida; Lamiales; Orobanchaceae. The record is from the annotation of a GenBank genome assembly.